Bactrocera tryoni is the source of this 3131-nucleotide messenger RNA. RefSeq lists its product as uncharacterized. The record is from RefSeq and is a predicted model, not a curated record. NCBI's taxonomy places the organism in Eukaryota, Metazoa, Arthropoda, Insecta, Diptera, Tephritidae.
AUGCUCACCGAGUACCAGAAUGUCAUGAAACCAUCCUAUCAGCAACAUCAGCAAUUGGUGCGUAAACCCACGCCAACGCUGACGUUGAUGGGCGCCAACGGAAGCGGAAAUCGCAGCAGUUACUCGGAAAUAAGCGAUCGGCUGAGCAUAGCGGAGAGUGUUGGCGGCAGCAGCGGCAGUUGCAUGUCUGGCAGCUUCACUAAUAUGACUGGCAAUGCGUUGGAUGCGAAACAGAAACUGCGCUUGCAACAACAAUUACAGCAGCAGCAACAGCUGGUGCAACAACAACAGCAGCAGCUGCAGCAACAGCACCUGCAGGCGCAGCGGCAACACUCACAGCCCGCAAUGGGUCAGUUGGCGCACCUACAUCAACAACAACAACAAAUGCAGCAACAACAGCAACACAUGCAGCAGCAACAACAACUGCAAUUACAGCAAAUGCAACAGCAGCCGCAGCCACAGCAACAACAACAACAACUGCAAUUACAACAAAUGCAACAACAACAACGCAGUUCCGGCGACAUAUCGCACUUGCAACACAUUUCAACAGCAGCAACAGGUCACACUGCAACAACAACAACAAUGAAUGGCAGUGUCAGCGCUGGAGAAACCGGCGAGCAGCAGUCGAAGCCAUCAGCAGCGCUUGCAACAACUACAACAGCUGCACCAGCUACAAUAGCAGCAACAACAACAGCCACACCAGCGAUGUCUGUGAUGACGUCGUAUGAGAAUCUUUUGCGUCCCAUCGCCUUCAAGCCAAUCCCCUUCGAGCCGGACUACAGCUUACAGCACGGUCGUUAUGUUGCCGGCGAUGUGACUGCAGCGACAACAACAGCAGCGGCGGCGACGACGACAAAUGUGGCGACGGCAGUUGUGGGCGAUCGUUAUGGCUCUACGCCAUCUCUGGCAGCGGCUCAGGGUUCGAACAAUAUGCGUUUUGGCAGCACGUCUGAUUUGCGGCAUGGCAGCGCCGGCGGUGGCAGCGGUGCUGGUGUCGGUGCUGGCGGUGGUGUGCUCGGAGGAGGCAUGGCCGUUGGCGCUUAUUCAAGCAAUAAUUAUUGCAACAGUCUCAUGGCGCGCCGUCGUGGUUCCAGAUCGUUGAAAAUCAACGAUAGCAUGGAAUCGAUUCGGCAUACACCGGAUUCGGACGCGAAUAGUCAAAGUAGCACAAUCAAAUCUGCGACGGAGCCUUGCAACAACGCCAACAACAACAGCAAUGGUGCCAGCAAAACGCUAUGCUCGGCGGCACAAGCAACUGUUUCAUUGGCGUGGGCAGCACAGCCCGGCAGUGGCAGUGGCAACUCGAGUGGCAGCACCGGCAGUAGCAGUGGGAAGUAUCUGCUGAAAACGAACAAUUGCGAUAUGACGCCUUCACCGUCCGACUCGGGCAUAUCAGACUUGGAAGCGGCGCUUAAGGAUCGCGAUUCGGGACCUCCUACACGCCAAACCAUUGGGCACAACAGGAAAGUAAUAUUCCGAGUACAAAGGACAAAGAACUUCUGGGAGCAUGGACAAAAGCGUCUGAAGACGUUCUAUGAGGCUCAGCAACGUGAAUAUUUAUUGAAAAUGAAGAAAAUGGAGCAAAUGCUGGCCAUGCAACAAUUCCAGUUCAAACAGCACAAGCUGCGGCAUACCGACCAAUCGAAUAAGCUGCGGGAGCAGGUGGCCGAUUUGAAGAAUGAAAAUGAGAUUUUGAGAAGCACCAAUGGCAGCUUGAAGAAUUCCGAGCGUAAUCUCAAGGACAGCGUCGCUUAUAUUGAAGAGCAAUUGCGAGAAUCGGAGAACACCAUCGCCGGCAUAAAAGCGCAGUUAGAGGAGAGCGAAUGGAAAGUUUGCGAGCGCAAUGGCGAGCUGGCGCUGCUCAAAUCGCAGCUCAAGGAAGCAAAUGUCGAAAUCACGCUGAAGGAACACGCCAUCGUGCAUCUGCGACACGAGAACACCAACGCGGAAACGCAAAUCUACGAAAGUCUGCAGGAGAACCAGAAAAUGACGAAACAACAGAAGCAAGUCGAACAGCAGCAGGCGCGCACCGACAAGCAAGCCGAAAGCGAACUGAAGCAGCUGAACAAGAUCAUCAUACUCAAGGAUCAGGUGAUACUGGCGCUCACCAAUGAAUUGGCCAAGCUGCGCAAAGAGCUCUCCGACCUGGCGAUCUUCCAAGAGUACGGCGAGGAGCCCUCCGGACGCUUCAUACGCCUCAAACAGCAAUUGGACAACCUCACAGACAUUUGCAAUCGCACGCGCCGCCAAGCGCACAAGCCGGAAAUCACGGCGGUCAAUGGCGCCAAGGAGAAGGUCAUCGACGACACCAACCUGGAGUUGAUAAUGAAUUGCCUGAAGAUCGCGCCGCCACUCGACGACACCGACGAAAGCGAAAAUGAACGCGAACGUGCACAAAGCAAGCAACGCGCCGAGAAGCGUUUGGCCAAAAUGUCCGCUGACAUACAGAACUUCGUCUACGGCGCACAAAACCUGCCCGACAUAGCGAUGAAUCAUCAGACGACGCAUAAACCGCUCAAAUACACACAGUCCAAUCCGAACAAGCUGGAGGAGUCGACGCUGGACACGCUCAUCGAAGAGUCAGCGAGCUACGCCGAGGAGAUCGCCAAGCUUCGCAAACAGCUGGACGAUGUGCGCGUCAAUUUCGAGCUGGAGAAGCGCCAGUGGUGCGAGGAGCGCGAGAAGGUGCUGAACUACCAAAAACAACUGCAAGCGCACUACAUCAACAUGUAUCAGAAGCUGCGCAGCCUGGAGGGUACCAAUGAGGUUUAACCACGCCACCCAGCGCCGGGAAGGCAACAACGCUGCAGUCGCUUUUUUAGAAACACACACAUUCAGUUCAUUUGCUUAUUUAUAUAGUAGAAGCCGUAGUUAAUUUGUUAAUUGCUCACAUUGUAUGCAUAUAUAGUUUAAUUAUUAUAUUGUUAUUGUAAUUUUAAAAAUGUCAACUAACAUACCACACACAUAUAUGUAUAUGUAUGUAUUUGAACAUAUUUAAUGCAAAAUAUUUAUUGAAAAUGUUAUAUGCACUCAAAAGCAGAAAAAUAACACAACUGCGAAAAGUACUAUAAAAUAAUAAUUUAUAACUGUACUCCAUAUUUGUGCAUAUAUUUUAAGCGCACACAUAUCAA